AUGAAUUGUGAUUUGGUUGGAAAACCUAGAUACCUCUUUAAAGAACAAGAAGAACAAAUGCUGGGUCGAGAAACCCCGCCAUCCACUAAACACUCUCUUAAAUUCAGUGUAGAUUUGCCUUCUCCACAAAAUGCUCCCUCUGAAAAUAUCAGCCCUAUUAAAAGCUUGAACCCUUUCCAAAAUAAUUGGACAAUAAAAGGGCGAGUCACAAAUAAGAGGAAAAUGCAUCAAUAUAAUACGGCAAAACACAAUGGCCAAGUUUUUAGUUUUGAUAUUAUAGACGAAGAGGGCUGUGAAAUUAGAAUUACUUCCUUUGAUGAAAUAGCAGAAUUGCACUAUCACCGAGUUGAACAAGGAGCUGCAUAUGUUGUUUCCAAAGGUUCUGUAAAAGACGCAAACAUAGUAUACAAUAAGCUUAACAACCACCUUGAGAUUGUCUUGACUGAAACCUCAGUUUUGAAGCGAUGUGCCCCUGAUUUUGCUGAGCCAAGUAAAAAAACCCACUUCACCCCUAUUAAUGAAGUUCUCACCACCACCAACAAUACUUUGGUUGAUGUUAUUGGUGCUGUUGUCAAUGUCAGAGAAAUUUCUAUAAUUCGUAGAAAGGAUGGAUCUAUUGUAAACAAGAGAAUAGUAAAAUUAAAUGAUAUGUCAACUUUGACAAUUGAUGUUAACCUUUGGGGGCCGCCAUCAGAACAACUAGGCAAUGACUUGAAGAAUAUGCAUGCAUCUGGAACAUUUGUCAUCCUUGCUGUUCAAAAUGCAAGGUUUGGGUAUUUCAAUGGGAAAGUUAUUAAUAUUUCAGCGUCAACAACUUUCAAAAUUAACCCUUCCAUUCCUGAAGUAGACCCCCUCCAUUUAAGAGGCCCUGUACAACAAUUCCUUGAUUCACACUCUUUGGAUGUGCAUGCCAAAAAUAACCAAUACAAGAGAAUGUCCAUUGCAUCCAUUCUUGAACGCCUUAGCGUUGUGCCUGAAACCAUUGAGACUACUAUUACAGCUGUCCUGCGAUUCAUAAAGGGUGAACAAUUUUAUUAUACAACUUGCCCAUUACAAUUCAACGGUCUGUGUUGGGAGCGGCGGCCAUGGAAGGGCACGAAGGUUCGAUUUGCAUGGGGCCGAGGCGCUCAUGAUGGCAGAGGCCGAGCGGCUGCAAAGGGAAGGGGAGCCGAGUGGCGACCACUACGGUACCCUGCAGGGAGCGGCCGCCGUCCACUAACAGUGGCGGCUAUCGCCCACUGCGGGUUACCACAGUGGCGGUCACUGCCGCUAGGGGUCGCCGCAGUGGCGGGCUUCGCCCUACCCACUGCGGACGACCCACAGCGAGCGACGUCCUCUCACUAUGGCGCCCGCAAGGGGUAA
Messenger RNA from Cryptomeria japonica (Japanese cedar), 1362 nucleotides. Its product is annotated as replication protein A 70 kDa DNA-binding subunit A-like. The transcript is spliced from 2 exons. The coding region runs from base 1 to 1362 and encodes 453 amino acids. Lineage: Eukaryota; Viridiplantae; Streptophyta; Pinopsida; Cupressales; Cupressaceae. The record is from RefSeq and is a predicted model, not a curated record.